GCUGAGGUUAGUCAUUAACACAAUUUAAACAUCACAUCCACCAUUUUAUCCCUUCCCAAUAUUUCAAGAUCCCUCAUCUAAAAAAAAUCUUGUUCCUGGCCAUCCUUGUUCAUAGGUUCAUCUGUCAGGCUCUUGCCAUUAUGUCAAGACUCUUUCUCUCUGUCUCAGCAUUGGUUGCACUAUGGUUUUCCAGUGCCCUGUGCAUGUCAGUGUUCUCCAGCAGCCCACAAGCCCACAUGCUUCUGAGAUCCCGAAGAGCCAACAGUUUCCUUGAGGAGAUUAAACAGCCAUCUUUGGAGCGUGAGUGCGUGGAGGAGGUGUGUAACUUAGAGGAGGCACGAGAGAUCUUCCAGACUACAGAGGCUACGAUGGAGUUCUGGACUAAGUAUUCUGAUGGAAACCAGUGCAAUCCCAAUCCGUGUGCGAAUGGAACCUGUGUUGACCAGUAUCAGUCUUUCACAUGUCUGUGUAAUCUUGGAUAUGAAGGGAAACAUUGCGAGUACCGGGUCACAGCCACGAGCUGUGAAGCAGAUAAUGGUGACUGUGAUCAUGAGUGUGAAAACUGGAAAGACGGCAAAGGCCGCACUUGCAGCUGUACUGAAGGAUACGAACUCCAUGAAAACUCCAAGAAAUGUGUGCCAAAGGGUGCUGGUUCAUGUGGACAGAUUCUGCUUAUAAAGUCAUCCUACAAGUCUAAGCCCACUGAGGGAUUACAGCCAUGGGUCAUUGGGGGAGAAGUGGGGAAAAAGGGAGAGAGUCCAUGGCAGGCUCUAGUACUGAAUGCCAGUGGCAGAUUUCAUUGUGGAGGUGUUCUGAUUGAUAAGAACUGGGUACUCACAGCUGCUCACUGCUUGGAAACAAGUGUGCAUUUUGGUGUUAGGUUAGGUGACUACGAGCGUUUUAAGAUGGAAGGUACAGAAGUCACCUUGCGAGUGACGCGUGCCAUUCCACACCCAAAGUAUAACCCCUCAACUGUGGACAACGACAUUGCUCUGUUGGAACUGGAGUCACCGGUACCCUUUUCAAAGGACAUUCUGCCUGCGUGUCUUCCAAGCCAAUCCCUAGCUGAACGUGUGCUGCACCGCGAAGGUACUCUAACCGUGGUUACUGGCUGGGGCAAAGACAACGUGACUGCCCGCCACUACAGCUCAGCUCUCAAUUUCAUUGAGAUCCCUUUGGUGUCCACCUCUGAGUGUGAGAAGCACAUGGCAAACAACCUCACAAAUAAUGUGUUGUGUGGUGGAAUACUAGGCCAAAUGAAAGACGCCUGCGAAGGAGACAGCGGUGGUCCAAUGAUGACUCUCUUUCAUGAUACAUGGUUCCUCAUUGGCCUGGUGUCCUGGGGAGAAGGCUGUGGCAAUACAAACAAGCUGGGAAUCUACACCAAAGUCUCCAACUACAUGGACUGGAUAGACAGCGUGCGCAAAGGGUCAGACAAGGCCUAGGCCUUCUCUAUAAAUACUCUUCACCCACCAACACCAUGUUUUGCUGCUUGUCAUAGACACAAACAGCUUUAAUCAAUCAAACACCACAAAAAGCCUCUUUGUGCACUUUUGUGCACUCCAGAUUUGGUACUAUAACUUGUGUGAUGAAUAUACGUUUAUUAUAUCGUAAAUACAGCAGUUGCAAAUAAAGGAUGAAGAUACAAAGAGCACUGUUAUAAUCUGUACAGCUGUUUCACAAUUUAAUAUAGUAUGUGCAUAAAGGGAUUUGUCUCACUGAACAACAAAAAUUAAUCACUCUGUGAGUUUUAAUUCAGGUUCAAUAAAGAUUUCUAGUUCAUUUUUUCUCCCAAAAACA
Messenger RNA from Chanos chanos (milkfish), 1800 nucleotides. It is a transcript of the gene proca, whose product is annotated as protein C (inactivator of coagulation factors Va and VIIIa), a. The record is from RefSeq and is a predicted model, not a curated record. NCBI's taxonomy places the organism in Eukaryota, Metazoa, Chordata, Actinopteri, Gonorynchiformes, Chanidae. Gene Ontology annotation, molecular function: serine-type endopeptidase activity; calcium ion binding. The transcript is spliced from 10 exons. Gene Ontology annotation, biological process: proteolysis; blood coagulation. Gene Ontology annotation, cellular component: extracellular region. The coding region runs from base 141 to 1445 and encodes 434 amino acids.